CUCCGAGUACUAUGGAUACUACUGCUUGACACUAACUAGUAGUACCACUGUGGAUGCAGGAAAGAAAAAAAAAAUUAACGUGAUCCACGCCUAUAAAUGCCACUUCCUCCUCUCUCCUCCCCGAGAAUUUAACUCUCAUCUUUAUCACUUUCUCACACACGUUAACUCCAAUUGUCUCGCAUUCACAUCCUCUUCCAUCCUCAUCCUUUAUAGUUCAAUUAAUCACACUCAAUCAACACAAUGGGUAAAGUUCUUAUGGUUCUCUAUGAUGGCGGUCAACACGCCAAGGACCAGCCCGGUCUUCUCGGUACCACCGAGAACGAGCUUGGCCUGCGCAAGUGGCUUGAGUCCAAGGGUCACACCCUCAUCACCACCUCUGACAAGGAGGGCGAGAACUCGACCUUUGACAAGGAGCUUGUUGACGCUGAAGUCAUCAUCACUACUCCCUUCCACCCCGGUUACCUGACCGCUGAGCGUCUGACCAAGGCUAAGAACCUCAAGAUUGCCGUCACUGCCGGUGUUGGCUCUGAUCACGUCGACCUUAACGCUGCCAACAAGACCAAUGGCGGUAUCACCGUCGCUGAGGUCACUGGCUGCAACGUUGUCUCCGUUGCUGAGCACGUUGUCAUGACCAUCCUUACCCUGGUGCGCAACUUCGUCCCUGCCCAUGAGCAGAUUCGCAACGGCGAGUGGGAUGUUGCUGCCGUCGCCAAGAACGAGUUCGACCUCGAGGGCAAGACCGUCGGUACCGUUGCCGUUGGCCGUAUCGGUGAGCGUGUCCUCCGCCGCCUCAAGCCCUUUGACUGCAAGGAGCUCCUCUACUACGACUACCAGCCCCUGGCCCCCGAGGUCGAGAAGGAGAUUGGCUGCCGCCGUGUCGAGAACCUCGAGGAGAUGCUUGCUCAGUGUGACAUUGUCACCAUCAACUGCCCCUUGCACGAGAAGACCCGUGGUCUCUUCAACAAGGACCUCAUCUCCAAGAUGAAGAAGGGCUCUUGGCUCGUCAACACCGCUCGUGGUGCCAUCGUCGUCAAGGAGGAUGUCGCCGAGGCCAUCAAGUCUGGUCACUUGAGAGGCUACGGUGGUGAUGUCUGGUUCCCUCAGCCCGCUCCCAAGGACCACCCGCUUCGUUACGUCCAGGGCCCCUGGGGCGGUGGCAACGCCAUGGUUCCCCACAUGUCCGGUACCUCGAUCGACGCCCAGAUCCGGUACGCCCAGGGUACCAAGGAGAUCUUGGACAGCUACUUCUCUGGCCGCUUCGACUACAAGAACCAGGACCUUAUCGUCCACGCUGGUGACUACGUCACCAAGGCUUACGGCCAGCGCAAGUAAGCUUAGGUUGAAGCGGAAGAGGGGUAAAAAAUUGCAUAGACAAGGGGAUGUCAUAUAUACCGGUGUUUUAUGAGGCAAUGACUGAACUAAUCGGCCAUUACUCUGGUAGGAUGGCCUAU
Aspergillus ruber CBS 135680 is the source of this 1451-nucleotide messenger RNA. RefSeq names its product formate dehydrogenase (NAD+) FDH1 (gene fdh). Lineage: Eukaryota; Fungi; Ascomycota; Eurotiomycetes; Eurotiales; Aspergillaceae. Gene Ontology annotation, molecular function: NAD binding; formate dehydrogenase (NAD+) activity; oxidoreductase activity, acting on the CH-OH group of donors, NAD or NADP as acceptor. The transcript has 6 exons. Gene Ontology annotation, cellular component: cytosol. The record is from RefSeq and is a predicted model, not a curated record. The coding region runs from base 241 to 1332 and encodes 363 amino acids.